AUGGGUAGACUCCCUCUGAGCCAGUCAUACACUGCUGGUCUCACUCAGAGCAACUCCCAGAACUCCGGUCUUUCGCUCAUGAGCCCUGGAGACACUCCUCACGAGAUUGCCGCUCCUCGCGCUCGAGUUCCUUUCUCCAGCCCUCUUGCCAACGGGCGUCUGACUGAGCCUCGAAACUACGCUCCUCGCACUUCGGGUCAGCCUAUUCAGAGUCUGCCCCCUCCUCGCUUCAACCUGAACUUGGAAUCGAUUCCUGCUGUGUCUGAGAAUAUUCCUCAGGAGACGUCCCAGGACCCCUUUGGAAGUCCUGCUCCUUCUGAUGCUACUUCUCUGAUCCCGUUCCCUAAUUUGCCACCUCCCACUGUUCAGAUGGCAAUGUUGGACAAUACGCAGCUCGAUCGGGCUAUGGAGAUGGCUCUCAUCAAGGCUAACGCUCCCAAGUCCGACAAGCUUCACCAGCUGACGGGCACGUACACGGGCUUUCCCAGUCUUCAUAUGGCUCUUAACGCGAACUACUUCCCAUUCAUCGAUGGUCCUAGCUCAGCUAAGCCGGUCACCUACGGUGUCAUCCGCCUGAAGAACAUCCCUUUCUCUACCAAGCGUGCAGAGGUCGUGGCUUUCAUCGGCCGCAAUAGCAAGAUGCUCAAUGAUGCCGACGAGCCGGUGCACAUCAUCAUGGACCGCGCCACGUCCAAGACCAUGGACGCAUUUGUCGAGUUCCAAACCAUGGAGGACGCGAUCCGCUGUGCUGAGCGCCACCACCAGUUUGCUCAGUCCGGACGUGUCAGUCGUCUUGGUGAUCGUCCCAUCGAGGUUGAGUUGUCCAGCCAGGCCGCUCUCAUGAGAGAGCUCUAUCCUCUCGCUCGUGGCGUUUUCUGGGAUGGUGCCACUCCCAACAUCUUGCCUCCUUGUUCUCGUGAGCCCUGGGGCAACUUCAAGGGUUUCAUUUCCUGCGAGGAAAUGGUUAUGCUUGUCAAGCAUGUCGAGGUUCCUCACCGAUCCCCUUUCUCCAAGGAGUGCCCCCAGCGCCCUUACGAGUGCCUCAUCAGCACUCUUGGCAAGUUCCCCUGGUUCGCCACUGACUUCAUCACCCUUGCCCAGCGUGGUGCCAUGUACAAGGCCAGCUUCAAGCUGAUCCGUCUGCUUACCGGGGCCGUUUCCCGAAACGAUGAUCCGGUCAACCUCAACCACCAGCUUUUCCGACGCGUUGUUGCCUCGGUCAUGAAGUGCAAGGGUUUCACCGUUCUUCAGAAGGACAACAUUGCGUUCCUGGUCCAGAUGGGUCAGGCAGAGAUGCGCAUGUACCACCAGCCCGAGAAUGCCAGCUCCUGGGUUCACCAGUACUCAGUUACGGCCAAGCCUGGUUGCCCUCAAGAUGUUCUUGAUUGGUACAUCCGAAUCAUUCGCGAGCAGUCGACUCGAGAUGUCCUUGUCCGCCCCAUUUCUGAACGCACCGCGAUUCAGGAAACCCUCAAGGACACGGAUGAGUACUGGGGAUACUUCUUCCAGGAGGUGGGGUACACCCAGGGCCCAGAUUUCGACUACAUGACCCUCAAGCAGUGCGCCUUUCUGGAGUUCUCUGCUAUCGAGCGUCUUCUCACUCGAGCCCUUGGCCACCAUUAA
Fusarium vanettenii 77-13-4 is the source of this 1623-nucleotide messenger RNA. RefSeq lists its product as uncharacterized. The coding region runs from base 1 to 1623 and encodes 540 amino acids. Gene Ontology annotation, molecular function: nucleic acid binding. NCBI's taxonomy places the organism in Eukaryota, Fungi, Ascomycota, Sordariomycetes, Hypocreales, Nectriaceae. The record is from RefSeq and is a predicted model, not a curated record. The transcript has 4 exons.